This is a messenger RNA of Candida tropicalis MYA-3404, 3084 nucleotides long. RefSeq names its product FG-nucleoporin (gene NUP159). The record is from RefSeq and is a predicted model, not a curated record. NCBI's taxonomy places the organism in Eukaryota, Fungi, Ascomycota, Pichiomycetes, Serinales, Debaryomycetaceae. Bases 1 to 3084 code for a protein of 1027 amino acids. The transcript has a single exon. Gene Ontology annotation, molecular function: protein binding.
AUGUCUGUUGAAGAAACUAUAUCGGAAGAUUUGGGGUUUAAAUUGAACACACAAGAACACGGUGUUUCUGUUUUUGAUCCAUUGGAUUUAGAGAGCCUUGGUGGUAAAUCAUUAAAGUUGCUUGCCGUUCAUGACGAUUUGAUUGUGGCAUCCAAUGGUAAGUCAUUGAAAGUUUUACUUCCUAAUAAUCUAGAAAAUAGCACUACCAUUGGUGAUGACUUUAAUAUAACUCAAUUGCACUUUGUUGGGAAUGACUUAUAUGUGUUAGAUGACGUCAACAUCAAGAAAUUGUCAGUUGAUCAACUUCGUAACAAAGACUAUUCUUUUCAAACACUCCAAUCUGGAUAUAUUGACAUUGCUCCUUCAUCUUCAGGAAUAUUGGCGUUAGAUUCAUCUUAUGAAUUGUAUUUGGAUUCUAAGAAAGUGGCCACUAAUGUGUCUGCAUUUUGUUGGACAAAAUCACUGUAUGUUUAUGCCAUAAAGGAUAGGCCGUUAGAAAUCAAGAACAAAAAAAUUGACUUGGAGGGUAUGUCUGGAUUUUACAUUGCAGAUAUGUUUGCUGUCAGUGAAAAGUAUUUAUUUGUUGCAUAUGACAGAGUUGAUGCCGAACUAGAUGACCAUGAAGUGACAACAUAUUUGUUAGAAGAACAUGAUGAUAAGUAUACCGCCAUAGAUAUUGAUAUAGCACCGGCAUUUAGUUCUACUGCCAGAUCCAUGACCAAUUAUCAUGCUACUUUAUCACACUGGCAUGAAAAUGAAAAUCUUUCAUUGAUCACGUCCUCAUUGGCCACAGACAUUGGGAUAUUGGAAACGGAAACCCUCCAAAUUUAUGGCCAGUCUGAAGAUAUUAAUCGUGCUCAAUUCCCAUUGGACGAAGAAACUGGUGAUGACUGUUCACCUGUUGGUUUUGCCCUUUCAUUGCACGAGUUUUCAUCGAAGGUGGUAGAGCCAUGUCCUGGUGUUGAUGACGUGACGGGAAAAUUACCAAGACUCUAUGUUUUACUUCAUACCGGUAGUUUAGUAUCAUGGUGGAUCUUCCACAAGGCGGGUAUUUUAAAUGACACAUUAUCAUUACAAAAAGCAGUGGAAUAUUCAAUACCAAAGGAAAUGGAACAACCACUUGGUGAAAGUUUGGCCGCUGAAGUGAAACAAGAAGAACCGAAGAAAGUUGACAAUCCAUUUGGGUCAACAGCGGCAAGUGCGUUCGGUGGAUUCAGCACUCCUAAAACUGCCAAUACUAGUAUAGCUAAAUCAGACUCGCAAACCUCACAAGGACCUACUCUGUUCGGAAAGACUUCUGCAUUUGGAAGCUCAGGUUUUGGAUCAACUGGUUUUGGAUCAAGUGAUAGCCUGAAACAAAGAGGAACAUCUGCUUUUGGAAAUACGGGUUUUGGUAGCACUAGUUUUGGAAGCUCAGGUUUUGGAAGCUCAGGUUUUGGACAAACGUCCUCAGCUGCACCAUCUGGGUUUGGUCAAAGUGGAUUUGGGAAACUGACAAUGUCCGCGUCUUCUGGAUUUGCCAAGUUUGCAAACUCUAAGAACUCAAUCUUUGGCCCUAAUGAAAAAGCAGAAUCACCAUUUGGUGAUACACAAAAGAAAGAAGCAUCACCAUUUGGUAAAGCUACAGAAUCACCAUUUGGUAAAGCUACAGAAUCACCAUUUGGUAAAGCUACAGAAUCACCAUUUGGUAAAACUACAGAAUCGCCAUUUGGUAAAGCUACAGAAUCACCAUUUGGUAAAACUACAGAAUCACCAUUUGGUAAAACUACAGAAUCGCCAUUUGGUGAUACACAAAAGAAAGAAGCAUCACCAUUUGGUAAAGCUACAGAAUCGCCAUUUGGAAAAGCUACAGAAUCACCAUUUGGUAAAGCUGUUGACUUGCCAUUUGGAAAAUUGAACAAGUCGACAGUGCCACCAUUAAAGGAAAUUACCAAGAAGGAAGAAUCACCGUUCAGAGGGUUUGGAAUGAAGGAAGAACCAACAGAACGUAAAACAGAAAAAGAAGCAUCACGUGAAACAAAGAAGGAAAACACCUCCGUUGAGUUUUCUGCUACAAAUGUACUUGCUGGUAGUCCAUUUUCAGAGAGAGCCAAAUCAUCCCUUGAUGAUUCCCCAUUCAAGGAGCUUGUGAAGUCAGAAGUGGAAGAUGAGGAAGAAGUGGAAACGGACGAGAAUGCCUUUGAGUCGGAUGUGGAGUCAGAAGAUGUAUCGUUAGAACAAUCAGAUUCCAUUGAAGAUUUGAAUCGAUUUGAAGAUGUGACUAUUCAUGAAAGUGAGCUUGAAUCCUUAAGUGAUCAAGCACAAUCUACCAAAAAGGAAAUCGAAGAGAUAAAAGAUGUUACCCAGAAGGUCAAAGAAGUAAAACUUGAAUCAAAGCCAGCUGAGUUUUUGACAUUUGCCGGGUUUACAAAACCAAUUGUCAAUUCAUCUUCAAACGAAAUUGUUAAAGAGACUAUCAAGAUUAUUGCAAACACUGAAGGUAAUUUACAAAUUGCUGCUGAGAAUGGAAAUUUAUUAAACUCGUACAUCGAUGGACAGCAAGACAACUUUGUGCCGGUUGAUAGCCUUGAGUUGGCACAAACAAGAGUACCGCUUGUUGAAAGAACGCACGAGUUGGAGUUGCAAUUAUCCCAGUUGAACAAGUUAGGCUCCAACAUUCAACAGAGUUACACUGAAAAGACCAAGAUUGACAAGCUCUACAGUCAAUUGGCUUUGAUUGCCGAGAACAAGGUAGAAAACACACCGGUGCUCAAGAGUCGUCCAUUAGAUGUGAAGGACGAUUGCAUGAGAACACAAUUACGCAAAAAGUUGGCUCAAAUCAAAAGUGACGAGCAAAAAUUGUUAACGAUGCUAAUGCCAUUGAAGGCCAAAAACUCCAUGAAUUCCCAUACUAUUGACAAUAUUGAAAGAAUUGUUUUCCAGAUUAAUGAACAGAUCUUGGAUCGCACUGAGGCAGUUGACAAUUUAGUUUCCCAGUUGGAUAAAUUGGAAAUUGAACCAAAGAAAGAAAUUACUGUAUCAUCAAAUUCUUCUAAAUUGAAGUUAAGAAGGAAGUUAAAACAAACUAAAACAAUUAUGUAUUAG